Molecule: messenger RNA, 1191 nt
Organism: Trichoderma virens Gv29-8
Lineage: Eukaryota; Fungi; Ascomycota; Sordariomycetes; Hypocreales; Hypocreaceae
Exons: 1
Coding region: 1-1191 (396 amino acids)
Source: RefSeq, a predicted model, not a curated record
AUGAACAGACCGACAUGCUCCAAUGAGCAGAAUCGAUCGACGGAGGGACCCCGUAGUCCAUGCAACAGGCGAAACCGAUCCAUGGAAUACACAUCCGGCCUCGAUCCAGGACCCCCCUUGAAGCGACGACAGCUUUCGAGGUUGUCAGCGGAGGAGUCAUUCGACGGUGCUCCAGAUAACGGAGAUCUUGACAAUCCAAUCAGUUUCUGGGCGAGAGAAGGGCACUGGCCUCGUGAAUACUUCGAAUCUACAAUUGAGCGCGCACUGGCACGAAAGCGGCGUAAACAAUCCAACUCCGCAACAUGUACGACGCCAAGCGAUCAGAAGCCCCGAGAGGAGAAGAGCGCACAAUACCGAGACCCACGCUAUAAAGCACUGCUUGCAACCAAAGGUAGUUUUAUGGAUAAGUCAGAUCUUGGGAUUGCCGAAGCGAGCAAGAGAACUUGCCAUACCUUACUCAGCGCAGAGCAGACGAUCCCAAAGGAAUCCCUAUUUCGGGAUGACCUCUUUGAUCAGACAUGCCGGAGUGUCGAGGAUAGGAAUGAAGCGAGGAUCCUGAGAGAUAUCACACCUUUAAUCGUUCCCUCGGCGGAAAUCCUCGCCAUACACGGAUCCAUAGGCCUCAAGUGCUUGAUUGAAAUCCUCAAUGAGGGAUGGAACAACUCGGUUCCGCUGACUGGGGCCCGUCCUCAGCCAGACUACUCCGUCGGGUUCUGGCGAGAGGCGUUUACCGCAACCCAGCUUAACAAGCUGUCGCCGUUCAUUGGCGACUUCAUCGCUGGCGACCUAUCCUACUUCAUGGCUACGUACUCUUUAUAUUUCCCCUUCCUAGCCUGCGAAGUGAAGUGUGGAGCUGCGGCAUUGGAUAUCGCGGAUCGCCAGAACGCUCACAGUAUGACCCUUGCUGUCCGGGGCGUGGUUGAACUGUUCUAUCUAGUUGGACGUGAGAAUGAGAUUGACCGGCAGAUCCUCGCCUUCUCUGUCUCACAUGACCACCAGUCGGUGCGUAUCUAUGGCUACUACCCAGUAAUCAAUGGCAAAGAGGUUAAGUAUUAUCGCCACCCAAUCCGUAGCUUCUCCUUUACGGAACUUGACGGUAAAGAGAAGUGGGCGGCAUAUCAAUUUACUAAAAAUGUGUACGAUAUUUGGGUGCUAGACCAUUUUAUGAGGAUAUGUUCAGCUAUCGAAUAG